Morus notabilis is the source of this 2001-nucleotide messenger RNA. RefSeq names its product probable WRKY transcription factor 33. NCBI's taxonomy places the organism in Eukaryota, Viridiplantae, Streptophyta, Magnoliopsida, Rosales, Moraceae. The record is from RefSeq and is a predicted model, not a curated record. Bases 33 to 1679 code for a protein of 548 amino acids. Gene Ontology annotation, biological process: regulation of DNA-templated transcription. Gene Ontology annotation, molecular function: DNA-binding transcription factor activity; sequence-specific DNA binding. The transcript is spliced from 5 exons.
UCCACAUAAAGCAAAAACCAAAAAACUUUCUCAUGACUUUUUCUUUCACUAACCUCCUCUCCAACAACAUAAACAUAAACAUGGGCAAUAUUGACCAAGGAAACAACAACAACAAUACUAGCUUAAGCUGGGGAUUCUCGGACCAAAAUGGAAUCGAAAUUCCAAGGUUCAAGUCUCUUCAACCUCCUUCAUUUCCUCUUUCUCCUUCUCCUUUAUCUCCUUCUUCAUACUUGGCCAACACAACUCCUUUCAGCCCAACUGACUUCUUGAACUCUCCUAUUUUCCUCUCAGUUUCUAAUGCUCUUCCGUCUCCAACAACCGGGGCUUUUGCUAGUCAAACCUUUGACUGGCGGAGUAAUUCCAACGACAACAAGAAAGAAAUUGAGGAGGAAGAUAAUUUCUUCUCUGAUUUCUCAUUCCAACCCCAAACUGGCUCUGCUUCAACAACAUCGUCGUUUAACUUCCAAGCCUCUUCAAACACGGUUUCGGUGCAGGAACAAUCAAUGGAGAGGCAACAACAAGCAUGGGAUUUCAACGACAAAACCAAAAACCAAAACACUAGUUUCUCAAUACAGAAAUCAGAAGUGAAGACAGAAUACCCAACACAUCAGAAUAGUGUCGUUUCUUCAGAACCCCAGUAUGGUCAAUACGUGAGGGAGCAAAAAUCAGAUGACGGGUACAAUUGGAGGAAGUACGGACAAAAACAAGUGAAAGGAAGUGAAAAUCCACGUAGCUAUUACAAGUGUACAAAUCCUAAUUGCCCAAUGAAGAAGAAAGUUGAGAGGUCUUUAGAUGGCCAGAUCACUGAAAUUGUGUACAAAGGAAGUCACAACCAUCCUAAGCCUCAGUCCACUAGAAGAUCAAAUGGGGUUCAAACUUGUUCCCACACAAAUUCAGGAGUUAAUUCUGAUCACUCAGGACACACCAUGUCCAACGUGGUGCAUGAGGAUUCUUCGGACUCCAUUGGAGAGGUAGGUUUCAAUCGAAAUUCGCCUACCUUUAACUCCGGAGGAGAUUUCGAUGACAAUGAACCCGAAGCCAAAAGAUGGAAAGGAGAACAUGAAAAUGACGUGUUUUCAGCUUCUGGGAAUAGGACUGUGAAAGAACCUAGAGUUGUGGUGCAGACGACGAGUGAAAUUGAUAUUCUGGAUGAUGGGUAUAGAUGGAGGAAGUACGGACAGAAAGUAGUCAAGGGAAAUCCAAAUCCAAGGAGCUAUUAUAAGUGUACAUCGGUGGGAUGUCCAGUAAGAAAACACGUGGAGCGAGCAUCGCACGACACAAGGGCUGUGAUAACCACGUAUGAAGGAAAACACAACCAUGAUGUUCCCGCAGCCCGAGGCGGCAGCAGCUACGCCGUGAGCAGGCCCACACCUAAUAACACCACCAACGAAACCGUAACGAUGCCCCUUAGGCCCAUGCCUUUGGCCAAUCACUCUAACCAAUCAACUUAUUCGAGCUCCGUUUUGAACACAAGGUUGCCAAACUCAGUGGCUCAGCCACCCUACACCCUGCAAAUGCUGCAGGGUCAGGGGAGUCUUGGAUUUUCGGGGUUUGUAAAACCGGCCGGGAUGUAUGUUCAAGUUCAACAAUCUGAGCCCGAGGGCUUGUUCUUUAAGACCAAGGAAGAAAGAAAAAAGGAGCAGAAGGAUGGGACAUUUUUUGAUUCGUUUCUAGCUUAGAAUUACUUCUAACUCGUUGGACCAACUUAGGAUACAUCAAUUAGAAAUAUUUACAAGUUCCAAUGUAUAGUUACGUAGGCAGUUGUAUUAGAAUGUUUUAGGGUUUGCACACGUAGCCUGUUACAUUUUUUUUUUAUUCGUUUUAGAUCAUAGUAGACUAAAUUAGAAGUUUUUGAACAAUUGAGUUUUUCUUGUGAAACAAAGGAGAACAUAGAGUCACCAAAAAAAGAAAAAGGCUUAAACUGAUAGCAAAGUUCACAUGUUGUACUCAUUCUUGAUGAUGUCCUUCCAAUUUCACAGAAUAAAGUAUUAGAUUUCUCAA